Cotesia congregata is the source of this 3060-nucleotide messenger RNA. The record is from the annotation of a GenBank genome assembly. NCBI's taxonomy places the organism in Eukaryota, Metazoa, Arthropoda, Insecta, Hymenoptera, Braconidae.
AUGUCCGAAGGUGUAAAACGAGUGCCGACACAGAGCCUGGAAUCAGCGGGUUCCUUGGGUAACGCAACUAAGGAGAAAAAAAGAGAAAAGGGCAAACAGCUCGCGCCCUCCAUACGCUUAGAGCUCUGUCUGGAUGACAAGAACGAGACGGCAUACGCUGAGUUUAACUACACUCAGCUCCUAAAAUCCGCCGAGAUGUAUAUACGUAUUUCUAGCGCGGUGGAUUUGAAGUGGGAUAUUGCGAACCGGAAAAAGAGGAGUAAGGAGAACAAAAAUACCAAUGGGCUGGACCCGUUCGAUGAUGAUGAUGAGGAGCGGAUGACCGAGAUUGCUAAAAAAUUUGAAGCUAAAUAUGGUACGAGCAAUGUAACGAAAAAGAAAAAGAAAAAAUAUGAUGAUGAUGUUGAUCUUGGAGCUGGUUAUGAUGAAAAUGAUUCGUUUAUUGAUAACACAGAUGCUUAUGAUGAAAUAGUCCCUCUUGGAGUAACAACAGCACACGGAGGUUUCUACAUCAAUUGGGGGAAGUUAGAAUUUGCUGUUAAAGAAGGAGAAGUUUCUCUGGCACGUACUCUUAAUCAUACUAAUAAUGAAUCGAGCAGCAGCGAGAGUAGUGAUGAUGACGAAGAUAGUAACAGCCCGGCGCCUAAAAGAAGAGAUAGCCGAUUAGCCAGCUCAUCUGAAGAAGAUGAUGAAGAAAUUGUUGAGCCAGCUCCCAAAAAAUCAAAAUUAGAUGAAAAUGGAGAGAAAAAAGUUAAUUAUGACAAUAUGAUUAAGAAAAAAAAGAAGUUAACCGAGGAGUCGACUGUAGAUAGUUUAAAUAAACAGAAGAAUUCUGAUGAUAAGCGAGAUCACAUGGAAGUUGAUAUUUCGUCUGAUACUAAUCAAGAGCAAAGAAAAAAAUUAUCCUGUGAUGUUAUAAAAACAAAAGAUGUUGCGAAAAAAAUUAGUAAAAAGCCAGUGGCUAAUGGUUUAGAUGAUAAUAAAAAAUUAGACAAUGGAAAAAAGUUAAUGGUUAAAGAUAGUAAUGUUGAUAAUGCUAUUGAAAGUGUCGUUAAUGAUGGCAAGGCUGAUGAUGAUGACAGUAGAGAUACCGUGGACUCGAACAAGUCACGGUCUGUUGUUGCUGGUACGUCUUCGGAGGGCGAGGACGGGGAUAAAAGCGAUUGUCGAAUGCCUGAUAAUUUACCUGAGGAUGUUAAGGAAAUAAUUAACAAACUUAAAAAACACGUCGAGAGUAAUAACAAAGAUGGAAAAAUUAAAUUUUUCGAUGCUUACGCUAAUUCUGCGAUACUCAACUUGGAUACAAAAUUGAGGCAAAUGGAUUCACCAGCAGUUAGGAAUCAGGUCUACACUAACCUCGCGCCUCUUAUGUCGUGCAGCAAAAACACUUUGAGCAAUCGGAUUAAAAAGUUGAGCCUUCAAGAAGCCGAGAAUAAAGUCCGAGAACCAAUGGAGAGGUUGAAGGCGAUAAUUGAGCAAUUAAUGCCAGCCGCUGUUUCAAAGUUUGAAGAAGAGUGUCGCAGAGUUGCUGAAGACAAGAGUUUUGAAGCUCCGGUGUCUGAUGGAGAUAGCAGUGAUGGAAAUGAAAAAGUAUCUAAGAAAUCAAAUUUCCCACGCAAGCGAUUCCCGUGGACAUCUGAAGCCAAGAAAGCGGUGUGUGACAUAGCAACAGUAUGGCGCCAAUAUUACAAGGUUCGAAAGCCAAGGAAAGAAAAUAUGGAUUCAUUUGUCUCAACAUUCAUGGAGAGUAAAAUUUUACCGCUCUGGCCCAAGGGUUGGGUAACCGUCGAAACUCUAUUAAAGUACUCUACUCCAGAAACACCUGGCAAAAGAAAACUGAAAAAAUCAAAGGAUAACGUACAAGCGAACAACGCUCAAAUAGUUACUAAUAAUUGUACCUCGAGAUUGGAAAACACACCAAGUACCAAUACAAAUAUCAAUAAUUUAAAUCAACAAGAACGUUCUAAGACACCGACAAAUUUAAAAAGUUCUAGUUCUUUAGACAAUAUAAAUUAUACGUCACCUUCUUCGCAAGCCGUUAAAUCAUCAGAAAUUACGACAUUAGCAGUAACAGCAGUACCAGCCGAGAAAAAACAAACAAACAAUACCAGUAAAUACAAAGAUAAAAUACGAGAGGGAUCAACGCCGUCUAGUCAUCUGGAUAACAGCGUACCAGCGCCAAUAGCUAAAAUAUCUGUGGUACCUACGUCUCAGUUGAUGGCACAAAAACCUAAAGCUCAUUCUGAUAAAUUUAAUCCACUUAAUUUAACUAGUAGUACUGUUUCAAUAACACCGGUUAAUGAUUACCAGAAAGCCAAUAAAUUGGAUGAAGUUAAAAAAGACGUUGUUUCGAUAACACCUUUCUCAGACACCGCUAAAGUUGGAUUUCUAGUGUCUAAUAAUUCUGGAUCUAAAUCUUUACCACUUAAACAUCGGAUACUUAAUGACAAUACUGACAAGAGGAUAGACGACCGCGAUAUUAUUGAAACUGUUGGUGUCAAUACCGCUGAUAGCAAGGAUAAAAAAUGCGAUCGUUGGAUAGAGGAUAAAUACAAAUCAUCGGGUGAUAUGAAAAAACGACGCAAGGAAAUAAUAACAAUGGAUUUACCUCAGCAGUCCUCAUCUAUAACGAAACAUGAGGUCUCAAGUAUUCUCCAGCCCAAGUUGGGGCUAUCUCAAGAGGAGAUUGAUAGGCAGAUUGAGGAAACAGAGGCUGCUACCAAUUUUCUCAGCCAGAUAAUAAACGAGGAGUCUCCGAGAUCAACAAGCGAGGGUAAGCGGAAAGAGCCCAGUUUGAUUGAUGACGGAUUGGUUUACGCGAGCACAUUUCCACCGAGUGAGCAGGAUAAAGAUGUUCAAAUGGUGAUGCGCUCGCUCAAAGAACUUCAGGAGCUGCAGGAGAACAAGUACUCGCCGAGUCAUUCACCGUUCCAAAAAUCUAAAUCUUCUCAUCAGUAUGUUGGAUUUCCUAGCGAUUAUCAUCAACAUUAUCACAAUAAAAAGGAUGAUAAAUUGAGUAAAAUAUCAAAAGAUGAACCACAUUGGUUGUCCCGUGAUUAA